Fusarium odoratissimum NRRL 54006 is the source of this 2818-nucleotide messenger RNA. RefSeq lists its product as uncharacterized. Lineage: Eukaryota; Fungi; Ascomycota; Sordariomycetes; Hypocreales; Nectriaceae. Bases 113 to 2161 code for a protein of 682 amino acids. The transcript is spliced from 4 exons. The record is from RefSeq and is a predicted model, not a curated record.
CGAGUAUAAAACGUCCUCUUCUACUGACAGUCACUUCGCGCCGAGUCAACCCUCGUCAAAGUGGUCUUCCAGCAUUGGAAGUCGUGAUACCAAACCUUCCAACACGAACACCAUGUUGAGUAUCAACUUCUCGACACCUCUCGCGGGAGCUGCUCGAUCCGAGAGGAUCAAGCAGAUGACCAACAAUCACCCUGCCUUUGAAAAGGCUCGCAUGUCGCAAGAGAUACUUGUGAAGAUCCAGACAUCUCUUCGCCGCAUGCCUGGUGUUUCUUCCAAUGAAUCCAACGAGAUUAUCACAAAGCUGCAGGAAGUCGGGCAGAUCAUCAGCUCAGAGACGAGUCAGCUUGUUGAUGCGCUUAUGAACCUGACCCUCGAUCAAGAGGAUACGGACAAGGCCAUCGCACGAAUGAGUAUCGAGGCCAACCUUGCCAAGGCAGAGGCUGAUGACCAAAGUCACAACCUGGGCAACCUUCGCACCGAGCUGGCGGACGAGAAGGGCAAACGCCAAGAAGCUGAGGCCGAAGCCGCCAAACUCAUGGGUCAUCUUGAGAAGCUCAUGGAUGAGUUGAAGUCUCUCAAGGCGAAGGUCCGUGAUGGUGGUUCUGAGGGUACCAGGUCCAGCGCCGAUCAUGAUGAGAUGGUCAAGCAACUUGAAAUCUCCAUCAAGCACAUAGAGAACCAGAUCAAUGCUCGUCGAUCCAUGUGGCCCAUGAGCAACUCCAGUCCUGACUCUGUGGCACGCGCUCUUGAGACCAUCGCAGAGGCAUGCCCUGAUAAAAACGCCGCUCAGAAGUCUAUCAUGUCUCUGCGUCCUAAUGUCACGGACUCUCCUAACAAGGCUGUUGAUAUCAAUGACGGCGCUCUGCAGCCUCAACGUCCCUCUUCUGCCUUGCAGAACAGUCGUUCCCCCAAUCUGCCCACGCGCUUUGGCUCUCACAUCGUGCCUCCUCCUUCUCGCCCAGGCUCUGCUGCUCCAGGUGAGCGCCGGUUCAACCAGUGGGCUCCUCCUACUCCUGCACAGAGCCAACCUCGCUACGCAGUCCCUCCCCCAAACGGUGCUGGACCUCAGUCCAUGUUUGGUCGAAAUGCCCCCCGUCGUGGUUUCAGCAACGGUACUUAUCGUCCUAAUGCACCUGAAUUUUAUCCUCAAUCCUACGGGCAACCUGACAAGGGACCCUCUGCCCAGAGCAAUGGCGGAUUCGGCCAGCAGCGCCGGGAGUUUUACCCUCCUACCCCUUCUCACAACCGCAACAAGUACAGUCGCUUCCGCGAUCCUGUCCAAGCUCCUGAUUUCGCCGGCCCCCCUGGCGCGCUGACUACUCGUCCCUCUUUCCCCGGUCCUCCUAUCCACAUCACCGAAAUGACCAUUGGGGCUUGGCAUGACCAGCUAACGGAACUUUACACGACUGUCCGCCUCUUCGUCGACGUCUAUGCUGACAAGCCGACUUUUGUCAACCCUAUGGAUCUUUCUAGCACUCGCCUCUGGCCUGUUCUCUUGGCUACUUACCACCCCCUCUCAGAGACAGAGGCAAUCUCCUACCUUGACCUUCACCUCAAGGACAGAAGUUCCAAGUCUUGCCUUGUCACUCGCGUCAUCAUUGACUACAUUGUCAACCGCGUCUGGGUUCCUCGGGCUUGGAUGGGUGCUGAGACCGAUGCUACCUACGGCCUCGCUGAAGUUGAGAAGGAUCUUGAGAGAACUCAAGGCCAGACCGCUGUCCGUCGGCAGCACAUCCUUGAUCGACAGGCGGCUAUUGUGGACUCUGUCCUCAAGCUGGACAGCUUCGAGGAGUUCAGUAAGGUCCGUUGCCAGGAGAUCUCAGACGUUAUCCUUCACAUGGUCGAGCCACUCCUAAACCCCACCGCCGACCCUGAGACUACCUACAAGGAGCUCGAGAAGGUCUCAUCUUCUGCCUGGGCUCUGUCGAGCCGCAUUCUCAGCAGUCGACUGACAUUUGACUUCCGCUUCCCUGAGAUCGGAAGCCGAUUCUCGCACCAGUCCAUGUUCCCCAUCUGGCCCGACUCUGAUCCACAUGAGCUCCAGGCUGAACAUUGGCGAAUUGCUCUUGUCACCACACCUGUUGUGACCUGCCGCAAUGACACCGGCUCAAACAUCUCUGCUCACUCAGUUUGUAUGGCUGAUGUCGUAUGCAUGCGAUAAAUGCAUCACCACUGACCUCAUUGUUGUUGAUCUGUGCGAUUAACGUGAGGGUAAAAGACCUCUGGGUCUAAAGAACCGCCGAGGUUCUUUCGAGUACGGUGAAUACUACCACUGUACCAUAAUGUCAUACUACUGUUGACAACGAUUACGCACAGCAGCAAUGCUGUGACUAUCUGGAGGGGAAGACACAUUCCUCCUAUCAGCACGACUUAGAGACGGUCGUUCAUAAAAUUCAGGCGAUCACGGGCGUUUAGUACUUGAUUUCAGGGAGAUUUGCUUACUUUUUUUUCUUCUUUUUUUCCAUGCGCAUUUUUCUGCAUGCACAACGGCAUUGGGUUCACUUCACGGCAGGAUAUAGGCAUCCUCAUAUCGCAACUCAUAGCCCCUUCUGGAGAUAACCGAGAUCUACACCCCAAAGACGGUGUUGUUUCUUUGCAUUUUCUUUUCCGUCGUGGGGAAAACAGGUACAAGGGGGUUUCUGGUGGUUGAAGAUGCAAUCAAUCGUCGGGGGCAAAAGCAAGUACUACUGGGUUUAUGAUCAGUCAUGGGAAUUGUUGCGGCCUCGAAAGAAAUGAGGCAAAUACAUCCAAAAGAUGUAGAUGCGAUUGAUUUUAGGGGUAAUAAUUGAUUUUGACGUAUUAAACUAGCGAAACUAAU